Messenger RNA from Quercus lobata, 3123 nucleotides. RefSeq lists its product as uncharacterized. The record is from RefSeq and is a predicted model, not a curated record. Gene Ontology annotation, molecular function: nucleic acid binding; RNA-DNA hybrid ribonuclease activity. The transcript is spliced from 6 exons. Lineage: Eukaryota; Viridiplantae; Streptophyta; Magnoliopsida; Fagales; Fagaceae. Bases 1 to 3123 code for a protein of 1040 amino acids.
AUGGAGACCAAGCUUGGUGGAGCUCGUGCAAAGGAAAUAAUGGAUAGGCUUCCUUUUGAUGGCGCCAUCCAUACCGAAAAAAUUGGGUUCGCAGGAGGCCUUUGGCUGCUCUGGAAUGCUGAUAUUGUGGAGGUGGUUCAUUUGGCAAAUACAGAGCAAGAAAUCCAUGUGGAAGUGAAGGGAUUCUUGGGUCCCAAAUGCACGUGGACGAAUAGAAGGGAGUUGAAUAACCUUAUUCAAGAGAGAAUAGAUAGGUUUUUCAUGAAUCCUAGUUGGUGCCUCUUGUAUCCAGAAGCUAGGGUCUCCCACCUCACUCGUUGCCAUUCUGACCAUUGUCCUGUUCUUCUUGAAACUGUUCCUAGACAGACCAAUUUCCUUAAUAGGCCUUUUAGAUUCCAAAGCUUCUGGUUGUCCGACCCUUCUUUUCCUCAAGUGGUGACUAAGGCUUGGAAUCGGGAUGAAAAUCUUUCAACUUCUAUUGUUUUAGCUUCCAACCCCCAAUCAUCCCUAAUUGAUUUGGAAAAUCAGCUUCACAAAGAAUUGGAUGUAGUGCUGAAUCAAGAGGUGGAGUUGUGGGCCUUAAAAUCUAGAAUUAAUUGGAUGGUGAUGGGAGACCGUAACACUUCUUUCUACCAAGUUUCUGCUCUUUCUAGGAGGAAAAGGAACACAAUUACCAUGGUUAAAAACGAGGUAGGGGACUGCUUAACGGAGGAAAGAGAAGUAAUGAACCAUUUUAGAGAGGGGUUCAUCAGGCUGUAUACUACCAGCCAAGUCAAGGCUGCUUGGAAUCAUAACCUCCGGCAGGGAUGGCAAAGUAGUCUCACGGAAGAGGAGAAGCACAGUUUAGAGAAGCCGGUGAUAGAUGCUGAAAUAGUCACUGCCUUGUGGUCUCUUAAGGCAUUCAAGUCUCCAGGUCCUGAUGGACUUCAUGCUGGUUUUUUCCAGAGAUUCUGGUCCACGGUGGGGGAUUCAGUGAAAGAGGAGAUUAGGAAGGCUUUCCUAUGCAGAAAAAUUCCGGACUAUUUAAAUAACACAAGUAUUGUCCUUAUUCCUAAGAUCCAAAGCCCGGAAUCCAUUAGUAGCUAUAGACCUAUUAGCUUAUGCAAUUCGGUUUACAAAAUCGUCACUAAAAUUAUAGUGGGGAGGUUGAGACCUUAUUUGGAUAAAUUAAUAGGUCCUUGCCAAUCGGCUUUUGUUCCGGGAAGAAGAGGAGUGGAUAAUGCUAUUAUUGUUCAAGAAUUGAUCCACACUAUGGGUAAAGCAAAGGGCAAAGGAGGUUAUAUGGUUUUGAAAAUUGAUUUAGAAAAAGCCUAUGAUAAAUUGGAGUGGAGUUUCAUUAGGGAUAUGUUGAUUCGGUUUAAUCUUCCAAGGAAUUUAAUUGAGCUUAUUAUGAGCAGCAUCUCUUCGGUUUCCACCUCUUUACUCUUUAAUGGAGGGGCUCUAGAGCCUUUUCAUCCUACUAGAGGGAUUAGGCAAGGCGAUCUGUUAUCUCCGUACAUCUUUAUUAUGUGUAUGGACUAUUUGGGGCAACUAAUUCAGGAAAGGUGUGAUGAUAAGUCUUGGAUUACUAUUAAAGCUUCUCGAAGAGGGCCAACCUUCUCGCAUCUAUUUUUGGCAGACGAUCUUGUCCUCUUUGCCAAGGUAAACAUGGAAAAUUGUCUUGUAAUUAGAGAAGUGUUGGAUGAAUUUUGCAACCAAUUCAGUCAGACCUUAAGUGAAGCUAAAUCCAGGGUUUUCUUUGCUCCAAAUGUGGACCGUAGUGAUAGAGAAGCUUUGAGUGACAUCCUCAAUUUUCAGUCUACCCCUAAUCUAGGGAAGUACCUUGGCUUUCCCAUUAAGCAUAGUGGUGCAUCAAAUCAGGAUUUUAACUUUGUGUUGGAAAGGGUGAAGAAGAAACUUGCAGGAUGGAAAGCAAACCUCCUCUCCAUGGCCGAGAGGUCAGUUCUGAUCCAAGCAGCCACUUCUACCAUCCCAGCUUAUGUUAUGCAAUGCAACCAGCUCCCAGGAAAGAUUUUAGAAGGCAUAGACCAAGUGGGAUGGAAAAAGGUCACUACCCCUAAGGAUGUAGGUGCGUUGAGUAUCCAAGCUGCAAAGGGAAGGAACACGGCUCUUCUCGCUAAAUUAAAUUGGAGGUUUCACACGGAGAAAGAUUCUCAAUGGCCUAAAGUGUUGAGACUGAAAUAUUGUACUAAUCGACGUUUAAAUUCCAGAAAUGAAGCUAGGCUUCCUUGCUCUCGUACUUGGAGGAGUAUGAAGAAAGGGGAACCUGUUUUCAAGAAAGGAAUCACUUGGAUUUUGGGGUAUAAUAGCAACCGUAGCUUCUGGCAUGACAACUGGACCAAGGUAGGUAUCUUAAGAAAUAUCAUCCAAGGUCCCUUAACCACCGAGUCUAAUUUGUUAGAAAUUAAAGACGUUGCUAGUUUGGAAGGAUGGAAUUGGAAAUUGCUGCAAUUGGAGAUUCCUGAGGAUGUUAAAAGAGAGAUUCAAGCUACCCCUUUGUCGUGUGUAGCAAGAAAUCAGGACAAAUUAGCUUGGAAACCUUCUCCCAAAGGUUCUUUUGAUCUUAAUAGUGCUUAUCUCCUUGCUAGCGAACCUCUCCUUGAUCCGGCCUUUCAAGGGAAGUGGAUUUGGAAGCUAGAUACUUUGCCGAGAAUUAAAACUUUCAUUUGGAAGUGCAUGCACCAGAGUAUAGGGGUGCGCUGGGAAAAACCUUGUAAUGGCUGGUUGAAAUUAAACACUGAUGGGUCGUCUUUGGGAAACCCAGGUUUAGCUGGUGGUGGAGGACUUCUUCAAGAUGAGUAUGGUAGCUGGAUUGGGGGGUUUUCUAGAAGGAUUGGCAUAGCAAACAGCUUCACAGCUGAGUUAUGGGCGUCGCGGGAUGGACUUCUUUUAUGCCGGCAAUUGAAUGUUCAAUCUGUGGCUAUUGAGUUAGAUGCAAGUGCCAUAGUUGAUGCAUUUACUCACCAAUCUGCAGCUAACACUAUUGUGUCUUCAAUAAUGGAUGACUAUUCUGAUUUUGUGUUGUGGAAUGGUCCGCCUGUGGACCUUAUUUCUGUUCUAGAGGCUGAUAGCCGUGGUCUGUAUAGUAACAGACAUUGUGUUGAUCCUGGUUUUGUUCCUUAG